This is a messenger RNA of Armigeres subalbatus, 2429 nucleotides long. RefSeq lists its product as uncharacterized. Lineage: Eukaryota; Metazoa; Arthropoda; Insecta; Diptera; Culicidae. Bases 181 to 2340 code for a protein of 719 amino acids. The record is from RefSeq and is a predicted model, not a curated record. The transcript has 4 exons.
UCAUCGAAUCGCUUCAAGCAAAACAAGUUGCAACAGGAAUUAAAUUUUGUAAAACAGUUUUUAGUAGCGGUAGCGAUUUCUGAGUGUCGUAAAAAUUAAUAACGCAGUGAAGACCGUAUAAAACUUCUUUUAAAUAAUAUUUUCAAUCUGGGAUGUCCAAAAGCGUCCCAAUUGUGCAAUAUGCCGAGACAUCGAUCUAAAAGACGAUGCGCUGCCACAACUGUCAAACGUUGCGAAUCGGCUGGUGGUGUAGAUGGUCACGGUGGUGGUGCUCCAGUCGUCCAGCUGGGGAAGCGCUCCUCCGACGUUCUCCUGUCAACAAACUUAUCGUACGAGGAUGAUUCAGAGCAGCAGCAACUGGUGAAGAAGUUCCGCUCGGAAUUUCGAAUCAACGAGGAAGAGUGUUCGGCGCGAAGACUGAAAAAUAUUACCAACACGGUCGACCAUCAGCAGAAGCAGCAGAUGUCAGGCGAAGAGACGGGGACGAAACGUAAGAAUCCAGUGGGGGGUGAAGCGCUCGGUGAGUCAAAGCGAGCGAAACAAAGGGACGUUGAUGCGAUAGCGGAUGGUGAACAUAAGCUCCGGAAUGUGCUGGGAAGGCAUUAUUUUGAGGUGAAUCAUCGGAUCAAUCUGGAGCAUAUUCCGUUCUGUUUGAAGAAUGCAGAAAGGUGUGCACGAUUACACGCCAGGCGAAAGAAUCAGGCUAAAAAGGUAAACCAACGCAUCCAGCAGGACACUAAGGAGAUGCUUGUGGAGAACCGUCCUUUACAAUUUCUGGAUCAUCUAGAUCAAGCAUUACUACGGAACGAAUUCAUCGAAGCACCGCUUUUCGUGAAAGCUUUGGAACUGAUUUUGACCAUUACUGAGCCAUCCGAUCAGCUGAAUGCGAACUACAGCGUCCGGACGGUGCUGCUCCAGACGGUGGAUGUCCUGGAUCGUACGAUAGACCAUUUCCCCCCCUGCUGGUUGGAUCUGAAGCGGGCAUAUCUGGGUGUAGUCUUUGGCGUUUUGGAAGAAUCGUGUUUCGCGAGAUACGAUCGAAGCGAAGGUCUGCUGAAAGUGAUAUUGUUUCUGCUGGAGCAAAGUGUGGAAUGUAAAGCCAGUCAGGAUGGCACCAGUUUGUGCAAAACGCUGAGCAAUAACGAACGUUCGUUGGCCAAUUUUUACUUAUGGGAACAGGAAAAUACCCAGAAGUACGAUUUUGAUUUGCUAACCCGCGAGGAUAAGUUGGAUCGCUUGUUCUUGGUGCUACAAAUAUUAGUUAAGAUAUUGGAAUACGAUUUAGUGAUGUGGAUUUUAAGGCAUCCACAUAAUGCUAAGGAGAACAUGUUCAACUCCAGUCGAAUGCCUCUGAUAGCAGUACUUCUUUGGAAUGAAAACUCAACUGUGGGUGAAAUAAAUCCACUGAUAAAACGGAUUAUCGUUCUCUACGUAAAUGUUUGUGCAGUCCAUUAUCCCAAAACUGCUAUUCAAACGCUAUCCCGUUUGUUAUCUAUCAUUGGAACAGCCAUCAACCUAACCGAAAUCCAGUAUGACGGAUCAGUCGAAUAUCCAUGUAUAAAACAAAAAACAAAUUACUUUGCGCAACAAAUAAUGCGCCAGCUGGAGAUCUCCGACUAUUUCAGUGUGUCGCUUUGUUUGCGUGCCAUCGAACAAAUGCGUUCACCACUGCUCCGUAUGCUCCUAGCCGGCGAACUCCUCCAGAAGCAUACCCCACUAACGAUCAACAUUCCUUCCGCUGCUUCUUAUCUGAAGCACCUGGUCAAAGGAGAUUGGAAGGCUUUUCCGAAAGAUAACCCCCCGGAAGCAGUCUCUCCCGCCGGUCGGGAUCGUUUUCCUUUACUCAAUCACCAGCAGCAAAGGCAAUCUGUUCAAGAAAUUGGACGGACUCAGUACGUAAACCUUUUGCUAAUAGCAUUUCAAGCCUACAUGCAAGUGUACCCUCUGAAAACCUACUUUCAAGGAUUGAAGCCCCCUCCAGAACCGGCUCAAAUAGCUUCAACGUCGUAUGCUCCGAAUUCCCGAACUGCCAAAAACCAUCACAGCAUGGAUGCCCUGGAAAAGGGACAUUGCUCUCAGGUGCAACAAUUGGAAUCGUGCAGAACGCGACUGAUUCGUCGCUCGACCGAUGGUUCUGUCGGAGGUUUGGACCCGCUAGUGCUAGAGGAAAUUAGUGUGACCCCGUCGUUACUGCUGCAUUACCGAGAAGAAGUGAAGCACCUGUUGCUAAUGAAACGAUGGAUGCAGACCAAAACCGGGGCAAGGGAUGAGGAACGGGAAAUGUGGGCACCUUGGCGAAGCUAUCUAAGCACGAUCGAUGAAACUUUGGUUUGCGAAUAGUGCCGUGUAAAUUUUUGAGAGCAUUCCAUUUGAAACCAAGAACUAGUUUUUUAUACUUUGAAUAUAUGGAGCUAUUUAUUUGACUAAAA